Messenger RNA from Botrytis deweyae, 399 nucleotides. RefSeq lists its product as uncharacterized. Lineage: Eukaryota; Fungi; Ascomycota; Leotiomycetes; Helotiales; Sclerotiniaceae. The transcript has 2 exons. The record is from RefSeq and is a predicted model, not a curated record. Bases 1 to 399 code for a protein of 132 amino acids.
AUGAAUGGAUUUAAUGUGGGGUUUGUAGUGUUGGGUUGGAAGGGAGUGGAGAGUGAAUUAAGAGGAAGAGGAAGAGGAAGAGGAAGAGGAAGAGGAAGAGGAAGAGGAAGAGGAAGAGGAAGAGGAAGAGGAAGAGGAAGAGGAAGAGGAGAGGAAGAGGAAGAGGAAGAGGAAGAGGAAGAGGAAGAGGAAGAGGAAGAGGAAGAGGAAGAGGAAGAGGAAGAGGAAGAGGAAGAGGAAGAGGGAGAUGGAGAGGAGGAAAGAGAGGAAGAGGAAGAGGAAGAGGAAGAGGAAGAGAGAGUAGUAGAAGAAAAAGGGAGUAAGAGAAGGGGUAAGAGAAGGAAUAGUAGAGAAAUAGGAAUAAGGAGAAUGAAUUUCGAGAUUGAAUUACAAAAGUAA